UUAAGACAACUAAUCUCUCACCUAAUUAAACACAGAUUAUUCUUAAACAAAAAAAUCCUUAAACAAAAAAAAUUCCUAUAAGAUUUGUUUUUCAUCAGACUGAAGUCUAAUCUAAUCUCACUCACAUCAGUCAUGACUCUUUUAUCCUCUCACCUCUUUCCAUUCUCCGCCGUGCACCGCCGUUCACCGGCAUCAUCCACCACCAUGAAUCUCUUUCCUUGGAAUAAACCCAGAAAACCAAACGACACUGUCAAGUUUUUGCAUUCUCCUCUAGUACAGAGAGGUGUCCGUUUGGAUGAAAGAUUUGUGACAAGGUUUAAUGUCCCUGCAAAUGCUCAAGAUCUAAUCCACAAUGUCGGAGCCACCGUUGGUGUUCUCGGCGGCGCUUAUGCUCUUGUUUUUUCCUUUGAUGAUCUCACCAGAAGAAACAUCCUUGACCAGGGUCUGAGCAGAAAACUGGUCCAUAUAUUGUCUGGCUUGCUUUUUCUUGUUUCUUGGCCAAUUUUCAGCAACUCCUCCGAAGCUCGGUACUUUGCUGCUUUUGUGCCUCUGGUGAAUUUCUUGAGGCUUUUGGUGAAUGGUCUUUCAUUGGUUUCUGAUCAAGGACUCAUCAAAUCCGUGACUAGAAAAGGAGAUCCAAAAGAAUUGCUAAGAGGUCCUCUUUAUUAUGUGGGGAUAUUGAUGUUAUGUGCUGUUGUUUUCUGGCGUGAAUCUCCAAUUGGGGUGGUUUCCUUGGCAAUGAUGUGUGGAGGGGAUGGUGUAGCUGAUAUCAUUGGCAGAAGAUAUGGGUCCAUCAAGAUUCCUUAUAACCAAAAAAAGAGUUGGGCUGGUAGCAUAUCAAUGUUUAUAUUUGGAUUCUUGGUUUCAAUUGGGAUGCUCUAUUACUAUUCAGCUCUAGGACAUGUGGAAUUUAACUGGGAGAACAUUUUGCCAAGAGUAGCUUUUGUUUCUGUGGUGGCAACAGUGGUGGAGUCCCUACCCAUUACUGAGGUUAUUGAUGACAACAUUUCUGUUCCACUAGUAACCAUGGCAGUGGCUUUUUUCAUCUUCAAUCAUUAAUAACUUUUGCAGAGACCUUUCUUCAAUUUAUCAUCACCCUUGUUUUUUGAGUUAUUCUGGGCACUAAGAAAUUUACUCUAGUAGGUACACUGUAAAUAGUACAUGAUCUGUAACAGUUUUGAUAUUUCACAAUAAAAAAUCAUUUUUAAAUGA
Molecule: messenger RNA, 1212 nt
Organism: Vicia villosa (hairy vetch)
Lineage: Eukaryota; Viridiplantae; Streptophyta; Magnoliopsida; Fabales; Fabaceae
Product: probable phytol kinase 1, chloroplastic
Exons: 6
Coding region: 133-1059 (308 amino acids)
Biological process (GO): vitamin E biosynthetic process
Cellular component (GO): chloroplast
Molecular function (GO): phytol kinase activity
Source: RefSeq, a predicted model, not a curated record